Messenger RNA from Gopherus evgoodei (Goodes thornscrub tortoise), 10261 nucleotides. RefSeq names its product CUGBP Elav-like family member 2 (gene CELF2). Gene Ontology annotation, molecular function: mRNA 3'-UTR binding. Lineage: Eukaryota; Metazoa; Chordata; Testudines; Testudinidae. Bases 426 to 2168 code for a protein of 580 amino acids. Gene Ontology annotation, cellular component: cytoplasm; nucleus; ribonucleoprotein complex. The record is from RefSeq and is a predicted model, not a curated record. Gene Ontology annotation, biological process: regulation of alternative mRNA splicing, via spliceosome; mRNA splice site recognition. The transcript is spliced from 16 exons.
AAAUACACAGAAGGAGAAGACUGCAGCUUGCAAUAAUCUGUAAAUGAUUGCUGGCAAAGUCUAGAGGCUUCAAGCUUGAUCUGUGUUUGUUCCAAAAGAAAGCCAAGGAGGACGGUGUUAAUAAAGAGAGAUUUAACUGAGAGCAGUGCUUGGAAUAAAGUGGGCUACAAAAAGGUCAAAUCUGAUCAGUUGGAGCAGAUUACAAGGGCUUUAAAAGGUAGUGGUGGAGAAAUGAAACUCGGACCGUGAAGCAAUAUAGCACAAGAUUGAUUUUGGGGGUGGAGAGAAACUGGGACAAGUGCUUAUCAGCUUGCGAAGUAGGAAGAGCUGUGCUGGGGCUGUUUUCAUUCUCACGCUGAGUAGAGUACUCUGCUGCUUUUUGUGGUUAGCCUUCUCUUCAGUGUUUUUAUUAUUAUUUAAAUACAAUGGUUUCUAUAAUCUCUGAACUGGAUCCACUGAAAGGCUGGAAAGUUUUAAGAGAGACUGCCACAGAGUUAGCUGGAACAUUACCAAGUAACGGCACAGCUAACAAGAUGAAUGGAGCUUUGGAUCACUCAGACCAACCAGACCCAGAUGCCAUUAAGAUGUUUGUUGGACAAAUCCCACGUUCAUGGUCGGAAAAAGAGCUAAAAGAACUUUUUGAGCCUUACGGAGCUGUCUACCAGAUUAAUGUUCUCCGAGACAGGAGUCAGAACCCACCCCAAAGCAAAGGUUGUUGUUUCGUAACAUUUUAUACAAGAAAAGCUGCACUUGAGGCACAGAAUGCACUGCACAAUAUUAAAACCUUACCUGGGAUGCAUCAUCCUAUUCAGAUGAAACCCGCAGAUAGUGAAAAGUCCAAUGCUGUGGAAGACAGAAAAUUGUUCAUAGGAAUGGUUUCGAAGAAGUGUAAUGAGAAUGAUAUCAGGGUGAUGUUUUCUCCAUUCGGCCAGAUAGAAGAAUGCCGAAUUCUUCGGGGACCUGACGGGCUGAGCCGAGUGCACAGCAUCAAUAUGGAAUCUAGCAGAGGCUGUGCGUUUGUUACAUUUUCUACAAGGGCAAUGGCACAGAAUGCAAUCAAAGCCAUGCACCAGUCUCAGACCAUGGAGGGCUGCUCUUCGCCUAUAGUAGUGAAGUUUGCUGAUACCCAAAAGGAUAAGGAGCAGAGGCGUUUACAACAGCAGUUGGCACAACAGAUGCAACAGCUCAACACUGCCACUUGGGGGAACCUCACAGGCCUUGGAGGACUCACACCGCAGUACCUAGCUCUUCUGCAGCAAGCAACUUCCUCCAGUAACUUGGGUGCCUUCAGCGGCAUUCAGCAAAUGGCUGGCAUGAAUGCUUUACAGUUACAGAAUUUGGCAACCUUAGCAGCCGCAGCAGCCGCCGCCCAAACCUCAGCUACCACCACCAAUGCAAAUCCUCUCUCCACAACGACUGGUGCGCUGGGAGCCCUCACAAGUCCCGAACUUGGAAGUUGUGUAGUGCAUGAGGCAGGGGACUGCAUGAAGAGGAAGGACAGUCUCAUGAUUAGGGCAGUUGAAUGCUGCCCUGGAGAACUGGAAUCUAUCCCUGCCCUGCCAAACUACGUGAUGCUGGUGGCUGCGUCAACUGCUAAUUCCACGGCUGGUGCGGCCAUGAAUUCUUUGACUUCUCUGGGUACUCUCCAAGGAUUGGCUGGAGCCACUGUUGGACUGAAUAAUAUUAAUGCACUAGCAGUUGCUCAAAUGCUCUCAGGUAUGGCGGCCCUGAAUGGAGGACUUGGCGCAACAGGCUUGACGAAUGGUACAGCAGGCACAAUGGACGCCCUCACCCAGGCCUACUCAGGAAUUCAGCAGUAUGCUGCAGCAGCACUGCCAACAUUGUACAGUCAGAGUUUGUUACAGCAACAGAGUGCUGCAGGCAGCCAGAAAGAAGGUCCAGAAGGGGCAAACCUCUUUAUUUACCACCUCCCCCAGGAGUUUGGAGACCAGGACAUUCUGCAGAUGUUCAUGCCCUUUGGGAAUGUUAUCUCUGCUAAAGUCUUCAUUGAUAAACAGACCAAUCUGAGCAAGUGCUUUGGUUUUGUUAGCUAUGACAAUCCAGUCUCUGCGCAAGCUGCUAUCCAGGCUAUGAACGGCUUUCAGAUUGGCAUGAAACGCUUGAAGGUUCAGCUGAAACGCUCCAAAAACGACAGCAAACCUUACUGAUCUUAACCCCAGAUGCUCACUGCUCUUGUUUUAGCUUUCUUAGGGUAAGUCCCAUGAGCAAACCUGCCCUUCUGCAGGGGGGAGGGGGGCUAAGGAAGAACAUAUUGCCAACCUUCACCAAGAGACAAUUAUUUUUACAGUUAUCGCUUCCAUUUCCCCACUCACCACAAGUAAACUUGGCUGCUGUUUCCAGGCCAAGUAAUUACUGAGUUGUGUUACUGUAUUUUAUUUUGCGACAUAAUUUAUCUCCUUUUUUUUUCUUUUUCUUUUUUUUAAAGAAAUGAUAUCUUAAGAAUUAAAAGCGACAAAAAAAAAAAGGUGCAAUUUAACUCUGUGAACCCUGGUGCCAUUAGCACACUUAGGGGAAAUAAAAGCUGUUUUGUAUGUAUGGACCCAAUCUUAUCAGGUGGCACCAGCAGUUUAUAGGUUAAACAUAAUGGUCUUAUGCCAGCAGAAGCACUUAUUGUGAGACAAUGACAACAAAAAGUCUUUACACUACAUUGGUUUGUUUUUGAAAAUGAUUUUUAGUUUUGUUUUUUUUGGGGUUUUUUAGGGGUUCAAAUCAACAUAACAUUCUAUUAGUCUGAUAUUACACUGGUCGUCUUUAUAUUUCACUUUUUUUUAAGUUUUCUUUAGUUUUUUGGAAAGGAAUAAUGUAAAAAAGAUUUAGAGAUCUGUUUCUAAAGCUACAGGGUUUAAAAUAAAAAUAAAAUAAAAUAAAAUGAGUGACGAUACUUGAUGUUUCUUGAAAGAUAAAUUUAAUAAUAAUAAAUAAAUAAAAAAGAAAGCCACAGGCCUGUAAAUUUUAUUUGUAAAAAGCAUUUCUAUUUUUAUACAAAAUUUUUACUGCCUCAGAAAUAAUGGAAGUUAUUUAUUGCCUAUUGUUAACUUAUUGGAUACCUAAAGAGCAGCUCUCUAUGCUAGCUAGAUCCUUUGAAGUAGUCUCUAGAGUAAUUGUGCCAAGAAUGGGCGCUUUUUCACCGUUGAACCCUACAUCCUUUACAGUUCAUGCCUUUAUCCUCUUGUUUGUACUUGUCUGGUUAUUUUGUUUGUAGUUUCCAUUUUCUAGUUUAAAGUUCAGUUUCUGACUUUUUUCUUCUCCCUACCCCUUAUGUUACAUUUGUUGAAAAUGGUUCUUUCUUCUCUCCUCCCCCCAAAGAUGAAUCCAUCUUUUCUAACGCUUUUCAGAUGGAUUCGUUUGGGGUUUCAUUGUGCUGUUGUUGAUGAGUAUUGUAAGUUAAUGCAAAUUAUGUGAAUGGCUCAUAGACUCUAAUGAUGAAAGAUUUGCAUUAGUUUUCUCCUGCACCCAUAAAAGUGAUUUUGUUUCUGCUGCAUAGAUUCUAUGUAACUUUUUUCCUCUUCCUUGUUUUUUCCCUAGACAUCUCCAUGCCCGUUAGUUCAUCGUUUGCCUAGCAUGUCCCUGUGGCGUCUAAAAAAAAAAAAAAGUUUCAUCGUCCCGUCAUUGUUUCUGAUGUCUUUCUGACCUCACAUCAUAUUUGGUUCUCCUACUGACCUUUGAUCUAGUUUGACCUUUGAAAUUUGCAUGUGACCUCAUCUAGCUAUGAAUUCUGGGAAGUCAAUGUGAAAAAACAUUGCUGCAUUCAUGCAAGACUGAAAUUUAUUAUUAGACAAAUUAAUGAUAGGGUUUAAAACAAAAAAAAAAAACAAACCUGUGGCAAAAAUGUUUUUGCUUGCUUUCUUUUUUUUUUUCUUUCUUUUUUUUUGUUUUCCUUUUCCAAAAAUAAAUAAAUAAAUAAAAUAACAGACUUGAAAGUAUUAUACAGGGAUUGGCAUUCUGCCUGGUCACUGGUGACAAUAGCAAUAUGUGUCCAGAGGCACAGAAUGUUGGUUUCUAACAGACUACUUCCAAAACAGUUUGAGAAAAAAAACUGUCUGAUUUUAAGUCUCUAGAGGUCUGUAAUAGUUUUUACAUUUUUCAGGCAGUGUAAAGUUUUUUGAUAAGGCCAUUUUAGGUGGCUCACUUUCUCAUUAAAAUAUAUAUAUAGAACCACUUUUUGUAGAUUAGUAUAAGAAAAUAUUUACCCUGUUUUAGGGCAAAUGCUACCUAUUUGUGUCACCUUUUGCUGAACUGACUCACAGUUAGACAAUCCAUGGUUUAAUGCACAUGAAAUUACCUAUAUUUUAUACUGUUUCAAUGUACAGGAGAAAGGUUACUGUAAAGUGUGUUACGUUGGUGCUUCUGUGAAUUAAGUUGUGGUUUCAUCAUGAGUCUUAUGGUCUUAAGUGUUCUGUGUUUAUAAAAGACAAGUUUGAAAUUGGUUUACUUGAACAACAACAACAAAAAAUGAGUUUUAAAAAAAAGUUGUUUGCUUAAAAAAAAAAAUUUCAUGUGAAGAAUUAAAAACUAUUCCAGAAUAAGUUUGUGUUGGCUUGUGACGCAUUGAUGUCAUUUUUUUAUUGUGGACAAUUUAGAUGUGUUUGUGUUCAGCAAAAUGUGAUCGGUUUUUCUUUUAAAGAAAAAAAAUCAGUGAAAAUAUAGUGCCAAAUUCCAAAGGUACUUUCUUCCUAGAGCUUCAGUGUGUUUCUUGUGUGAAGUAAUUUGAUAACAUGGGUAUUUUAUUAUGUGUUUUGUAUAAAUCCCUAAUAUUUAAAGAAAAAAAAGAGGUUAAAAAGUUUGUUAACUUGCUAUCCUGUGGUCUUGUUGCCUGAAAUUGUUAUUGUUUGUUAUUUCUCUUUGAUGUUUUUUGUAAAACAUUGUAUAAGUGCCCAUGUUUCACUUUUUUAACCACUCUGCACAUCAAUGCUGUGAAAGCAAACCUCACAAUGUAUUUUCUUCAUAAUGUAUGGAAACCUCUAAGGUGAGAAAGUUUUGAACUUUUAACCCUUUCCACCCAGAGCUGUCUUGAGUGUUAAUACCUUUUAUACAUUCACCAUUUUGCUGUUUAUUUUUAUAUAUAUAUCUAUAUAUAUAAAUAUAUAUAUAUAUACUUAGUUUUUUGUGGUUUAUUUAAUACAUGGUUGAAAUCAGAAAAAUGCACAGGGCAGAUCUGAAGGACAAAAAAUUAUUUUACUGCUGUCUAAAUUUCUUCUGUAUCUAUAACUAAAAUUAUUUAAAACCGUAACUAACUUGUGGUUUUCCUUUUUAGAUUUUGGGUUUUUUUGUUUUUUCUUAAAGAGCUUUUAAUAUGCUGCUGGAAUAUGCUAUUCAGUAUUAAUAAAUAAAAUAAAAUAAACAAUUCUUAAUUAUCUAUUGUGUGAGCCACUCCCAGACUGGAGUGGUUAUUCCACCAUUUGAAAACAUUGAGGAGAAAAAACAAUAUUUUUGUAAUUAAAUAAAUGAACUUUUUCUUAAAUCAGAUGCACUAGAUCUUCCUGGGUGAAAAUUCAAUGUGUACUGCAGUUAAACUACUUUUUAUGGAUAAAGUUUACAUAUGCUGUAACGCUUGGUGUUAUCUGCCAUUAUUCGUAUUGACAAUGUAUGGGCCCAAUCCUACAGACACUCACCCAAGUAACUUUACUUGCGCCAGUAGUCAAUAGAAUAUGUAUGUUACUUAUGUGGUUGUUUGCUGGAUUGAGCCCUAUGCACAGAACCCGAAAAGAGAUGCUGGUAGCCUUUUCACUGCCUUUUAAAUUUGACUGGAUUGCAUGUCUACAGCACAAGUAGCCACCAGUGACCAAAUUCGGUUCUUUACUACUAGAAAAUAGAAUCCAUUGCCAAUUCAAUGCAUGUGAGCAGCAGUACCUGCUUCUGAUAACUAAGUGCCAUAUCUUCUUCCAUUAUCUAUUCCUAUUUGGUUAUAUUCAAAGCCUCUACAAUUAAAAGUGAAGCCCUAUAUGAACAGCAUAAAGACACAGGUGGCGCACUCUGUCUCUCGUCCCCAACUUUGCUUAAAUGCUCGUUUAUGUAGAAGCCCUGGGAUGGAAAGGACUAGCCUCUAGUGAUGCAAAAAAGUUCCCUCCUUGUAGCACAUGCACUUAUAACUAAAAGAUCUAUAUUAUUCUCACAUGUUUUUACUACUGCUGAGGCCUUCCUGCACCCUUUGAGGGCUAUUUUGUAAUUCUUGCAGCAAUUUUGCUUAUUCAAAGUAUCAUCACACAUUAUAUUAUAUAUAUGCACCUAUAUAUAUAUAAUAUGAUAAUAUAAUCUGAUUUUUUUUCUGUUUCACUAAUUCUUCUCAUUUUAUCCACCAUAUAAAUUUCCAGUGGUUUUUCAACGCAGCCGCCCCAGUGCGAACUGCAGGUUUAGAGUCCAGUUAGAAUGUUAGCGUUAAUAUCCUAGAAUCCCAGCUGCUGUAAACUGGCAGAGCUUCGUAUACUUCAGAAGACGUCCCACCCUACCCCCAUGAUUUAUACCAACCGAGGAUCUGGCCCAGCAUUUUUAGCAGGGACUGUUUCUAUGUUUUCAGGUGACAACUGUGGGUCAUUGGGGGAAAAGUUUGCCUUUAUAAAUAAUAAUAUAAACUUUAUUUUUAUUAUUAUCUCCUUAGAGACAAAUUAUCUCCCAGUUCCCUUUCAAAAUAUUGAAAGGAAAAAAGCUGCAAGGGUGCAAAGAGCCUAAUAAGAAAGGAAGAAAAACAAGGGAAAUUGCUUUCCAAAAUUCUAAUCAAAGGAACUAACCAGUAGUUUUUCAAACAAAUUAGCUAAUUGCAAUGAAAUGGCAGUCCUCAAAUGACUAACAAGUUCAUCUUUCUUUCACCAUAGGGGUUAUAGUUCCUUGGCUUGUGCUAUUCUGAAAUCAUAUUACUGUUUCUGUUUUUAUUAUCUUAAGUGCUAAUUAACAAAAGGAAAAAAAAACCUGUAGUUUCAUUACCUUUUGGAUAAUGUCAUACAAAAAAACCUAUGUAUUUGUGUUUUGGGUUUGGGUUUUGGGUUUAUUUUUUUUUCGUGCUGUGAGAAUUGUUGUUUGUAGAUUAACAAUACUAUUAUUUUGUUUAGAAUUACAAACUAAUUUUUAAGUAUUGUCUGAGAGAAGCCAAAGUUAAUGCAACUUAGUGGAAACUGUAAGACCAUUUGAGUAUUGUUUCUGUUUUAUUGAUGCAUUUGGAUUUUGUUGUGUGAUGGAAUUUGAGCCAAAAAAAAAAUAGGCUUUCCUAUUUCUACAACUUGAUUGUACUUAUGCAUUUUGUACCAGUGGAACUUUUUAUACUGGAGAUUAAAAAUCAAAUGGAAUUUUUUGUGGCUUACUCUUGUGGGCCCCCUGACCACGACUGAUUUUCGAGUUUGAUUUCUGGUUGGUAGAAAGAGAGUUGGUUUUGUUUAGAGAAUUAAAAACUUUGGCUUGCUAUCUUUUUUUCCUUUUGCUUAUAUCUAGUGUUUAGAAUUUUGUCUUUUAAAAAAAAAACAAGCGGUAAGUUUCACUUUUUAUUCUGUAUUGUGCAGUUACACAAUAAGAUAAUUAGAAUUAGGAGUACUCGGUCACUUUACGUGGAUAAAUGUAUUAGUUACAACUUUAGGGGUUUGCUUUUUUGCUGUUUAGAUCAAAGUUUUUUCUGAUUCUUCUGUCCUCAUUGUGAACAUAACCGUGUAGUUGAAACAGUCAGACUUAUUUUUGUAAUGUAUGUUAUUGUGUGAUGCAGUUUUUUGCUUCUGUCUCCAAUAUUAAACCAUUUUCCUAAUACUUGUCUCUCUCUUUGUGUGUUGUAUUGUUGGUGGUCAUUAUGUGUUGGUAAUACAUCUACACACCUCACUGUUUCACGUCCCUGUUUUUUUUUAUUUUUUCCUAUUUGUUGUGUACAGAUACAGUCGAUUCCACCUAAGUGAAUAUCUGAUUGGGGGAUGAAAGAGGACUUGCACACUUAAGCUGUCUUCGGUUUAUUUUACAUUUUUCCCCUCCCCUAGUGUUUUGUCACUUUGAUAAUCUGAGCAGGAGAUCGUUUUAAAUAUCUAUCUGCAAAGUCAUGUUAAAGGUGGCUUUUGUUAGUCUUCUGACCACAAAAGCUGAUACACACAAACACACACAAACAGAGAAAUGUGAGGCUAUGUGAAAAGUUUUUUUGCUUUGCUGUUUCAAUCAGUCUAGAUGAAGUGGAUUACAGAGAUCAAUUCAAGUGAUAUUUUUUUUAAAAAUGGCUGUGCUACUGCUUUGCAGAGGCAUCUGAAACAUACAAGAAAUGGAGGCUAUAGCCCUGAGAUUUCUUCCAAACUGUACAGUAAUCUGGUGGCAUCUGGUGUUUAUCAAAGACUCCUUAAAAACUAAUCACAAUUUAACUAGAGUUAUCACAGACUGAGAAAAAUCUACCAGGUGAAUAAGCUUGUUAUAUAUAGUAUAUGUAUAGAUAGAAAAACAUAAAUAAAGCUAAGUGAACCCAAGCAGAGCUUUUAGCUAUUAAAGCCAAUAGAAGUAAAACAUUUUCCCCAAGUGCGCAAAUGGGCUGUUUUUUCCUUGGGUGCUUACAAAGUGGAUCUUUCUCAGCACUGCAUAUUAAAACAUCAAAUCUCCAUGCAAAAAAGAAAUAUGAUAGCAGGGGGCAGGGGUUGGCUCACGAGAAUCACUCCACUGUCCCUUGGACUGGUGACCAAUAGAAUCAAAUAAAAUCUGCAAAGGAAAAUAAAUGCUGCCGUGGUUCGCAAAGUCUCUCUUCACUCUUUUGUCUGAUCACAGAUAUAAAACUUUAAAAUUUGGAGAGUAAAAUAAUCCCAUGGGAUGAGGAAAAAGCACUCCGAAGUGUUCUCUGGAACUCAAGCCAUAUCCCCCAUCCCCUUCCCUUUGUCCCACUCUCUCUCUCUGAUGCUCAGGAAUCGAAGACCACUUUAAAGUGCUCUUAUGAGACCCAAACAACACUCCUCCCUCUUGUAUCCUCUUUUCCGGUCUCUCUGAUGCUCUGGCUUUGGCUCACACACACACAAACAGACCCGAAACUAACAUCCUAUUCAGAAGGUCAUGGCGUACUGAGUGUUUCCUUAAGGUUUUGGCAGCUAUGUUGGCUCCUGUGCUUGGAACAGUUUUGAAAUUUUCUGGCUCAUGAGUUGGCCUCGUUUUGCUUUUAAUUUAUUUGUCUUUCUCAUUGUUUUUCUUUCUUCUGUGAGCAUAAAAGGCAAGUGGGGCAUGAGUUCUGGAGCCCCAAGCAAGCUGAAGUUGUCAUCUACGGGCUUCAUUGUCAGAGUUCAAAUUUCUAGCAAACACCUCCUAUGCGGCUCUGCUUUUAAGCUAAAAUUACAGGGGCCUGUAGGGGACAAUCUUGCUCUGGGAGCUGAAGGAUACUCUGGAUGACCUAAUAGGUGUUUUACAUCUCUUGAGUCUAUGAUGCUGAUUCUGAUAACAUUUAUGCAGUGAUUUCAACUGAGUAAAUCCUGAUUUACACCAGUCUGUGAUCAGAAUUGAGGCCUAUGUUUUUAAGUCAUUGUAGGUGGUGCUUUUGAAACUCAUCAGUUUGCUGGUAGGGAAAAUCAAGUUGAGUUCAAGAUCUUUUCUUCUGAACACAAUUUAAUUAAAAAGAUCCAAUGUUACAGUUAAAAAAAAAACACACACACCUCAUGAGGACAAAAAUCCCUAGUUCUUUACCAAAAAAAAAAAAAAAAUCCACCAACCAUGGGGGGAAAUGAAUGAGUUGUGUGAAGCCAUGCAGCUGUACAGUUUGUCCUGCUUAAAUGCAUGCUUUUAAUUUCAAUGAAGUCAGGCACCUUGCAGUGUUAGCAAAAUGUCUCUUUGUCAGCUGUAGGUGUAUCACCAUGGGAAAUUACCAAACUGUCACAAGACUUGCUGAUGAAAAAAUACCCCGCCAGAGGAUGUGUGCCUUUGCCCAGUUUGGUUCUUAGGUAUUACGCUAGGGGAAAACAAUUUAACCAACAAAAUGUACUGUGAAUCAUUCCUGAUAAGUGAAUAAAGCAUUGUGCCCAAGCAAUCAGAUUAUUCACUUAUCAGGAAUCGACUGUACUACUAGCUCGCUUGACUGUUUUUGUUCCUCAUCUCUGUUGUAGUUUCACUACUUUGCCGUGUUCUGUUUUUCCUCUCUCAUGCUCUAGCAAAAUCACUGGGAGUAUCCCUUCGUGUGACCAUGAAACAUGCUACUGAGUGAAAAAAUUAUAUCGUAACAAAAUCUAUGCACUUGCUAUCAGGAACACAAUACUGGAUGUGUCUUAUAUAUAUUGAACUAUAAUAGUAAUCGAUUUCUUAAAUAAAGCUUAAGAAAGGA